AUGAGGCUACUUAACUUCUCUCGGAAGCUUCUGAAGUCGGCAAUUGCUAUUUCCGAGGAAGUGCUACAGACUCUUGCCGAGAAGAAGAAACCAGUGGUCUCUCUCGAGUCCACCAUCAUCACCCAUGGGUUUCCGUUUCCCGCUAACAUCGAGAUGGCUAAAAAAGUGGAACAAGCCGUGAGAGACUCGGGCGCAAUUCCUGCUACGUGUGCCUUCUUGAAGGGCAAACCAGUGGUAGGACUCACUGAGAGCCAAUUGGAACAAAUGGCGGCGCUGAAAGCUGUUAACAAGGUCUCAAGAAGAGACAUUGGUGUUACGAUGGCUCAAGGUCUUGAUGGAGGCACAACGAUUGCAGGAACAAUGAUCUUGUCGCAUUUGGCUGGAAUCAAGGUUUUUGCUACUGGUGGGCUCGGCGGUGUUCACAAGGAUGGACACAUUACUAUGGAUGUUAGUGCUGACUUGACAGAACUCGCCAGAACCCCAGUGAGCGUGGUGUGCUCCGGGCCCAAGCUGAUUCUUGACAUUGCACGUACAAUGGAGUACUUGGAAACUCAGGGAGUGUUUGUAGCUACCCUCAAUGACGAUGAAAGACAAAGAGUCGAAGUUCCUGGUUUCUUUUGCAGAGAGCUGGGGGUCUUAUCGCCUUACCAAUUUGCCUCAUGGAGAGAGGCUGCCUCGAUAGUGCAUAACCAGAACAAUGUCAUGGGUCUUACGUCGUCGAACUUAUUUUGUGUGCCACCUCCUAAAGAUGUGGCACUCUCUAGUGAUUUGAUGAAGAGAAUCAUCGAUGAUGCUACCGCUCAAGCUGAAGCUGAAAAUAUCCUGGGCAAGCAUUUAACGCCCUUUUUGCUUAGCAAGGUCGCCGAAGGUUCUCAAGGUAAAUCAGUAGAGUGCAACAAGAAUUUUGUGAUCAAUAACGCUAUUGCAGCUAGUCACUUGGCGAAAGAACUCCUUGAGCUCGAGAAGGAGGGUCCCAGAGUGAGUUUUAUCCCGUCAACCAAUAUACGACAGGAAGUAUCCAAGGGCACGGAAGUGGCCAAAGACAAUGUGUCAAAAAGCUACGAUUCUAAUUCCUUGGAUCGGGCUGCUACCUCUACAGCCAAUGUGCCUCAAGGGGCAAACACCCUCAUAAUUGGCCUGAUUGCUUUGGACACGAUCAGCACUCUUCAUAAGAAACCCAUCAUGGGAGACUCUAAUCCUGGGACUCUGCGCUCAUCGGUUGGAGGAGUUGGCUUCAACGUUUCAUUGGCUCACAAAUACGCAAUACUGGGCUCUAAAAAAUCCUACAGAUUUAUCUCUGCAGUUGGAAGCGAUCUUGCAGGUCAAUCACUUCUCGCCGAGGUUGAGAAAGUUUUUGGUGAUGCUAGUGGUAUUAAGGUUCUCGAUUCUCUGGAGAGCGCUCAAUACACCGCAAUGCUUGACCCGGAAGGAGAGCUUCUUUUGGCCUGUGCUGACAUGAGUAUUUUUGAACGUCCAGAGGGAAUGGAAUUUUUCAAACAACAAAUUAUACGGGCUCAACCAGAAACGUUGGUAAUCGAUUGCAACCUCUCACCCGAAGUGUUGAAUCUGAUUUUGGAGACAGCGAAGAAGGAUCUAAAACAGCCGCCGAAGCUUAUUAUCGAGCCUACCUCAGCAGUGAAGCUGAGCAGAAUAGCAAAGGUUAACACAAAAAACUUGGGUGUCUUUCCCAAUAACACCAUCACUAUGAUCACCCCCACGGUCGGUGAGCUUGAAAGUAUACACUCAAGCUUCAGUCAAAGAGAGUUGCUCGACGACUACGAUGAAUGGUUUCCUGCGUUAGACCUGCUUGGUAUCAACUCUCAAUUCAGAGAGAAGAUGGCGGCACGAGCGAACAAGAAUAAAAACCUCAAGUACCUCCUUGAACAAGGCGUCAUCCAGCAAUGUCUCCAUUUAUUACCGUAUGUGCCCAAUAUUGCAGUCAAGCUUGGCAAAAGAGGAGUUGUCCUAGUCAAGUUGAGUACCGAUGUAGAGAGGUACAAGUCAAUUCCUACCUCAUCCCCAUUUGCACCAGCCUUUAUCAUCACUUCCGAAGGCCAGCAAUUUGAAGACAGAAGAGCAGGAGCAGUAAUAGAGUACUUUCCGAUCCCAACACAGAACGAAAAUAUUCAGGUAGUGAAUGUGACCGGUGCCGGCGACACUUUCAUUGGGGUUCUCUCUUCAUACGCAUCAAGGAAUGAUUGGCUCGACUCUGAGAUCAAAAGCAUCGAGCAGGAAUGGCAUAUGUGGGAGAGUUUUUACAACGCCCAGGUAGCCAGCGGCCUUAGCAUCCAAUCCCACAAGGCUAUCAGCCCAGAAAUACAAAAGCAAAUCUCUGGCUUAUCAUGA
Messenger RNA from Candidozyma auris, 2346 nucleotides. Its product is annotated as pseudouridine-5'-phosphate glycosidase family protein. Bases 1 to 2346 code for a protein of 781 amino acids. The transcript is spliced from 2 exons. The record is from RefSeq and is a predicted model, not a curated record. NCBI's taxonomy places the organism in Eukaryota, Fungi, Ascomycota, Pichiomycetes, Serinales, Metschnikowiaceae. Gene Ontology annotation, molecular function: pseudouridylate synthase activity.